Messenger RNA from Puntigrus tetrazona (Sumatra barb), 2870 nucleotides. RefSeq lists its product as uncharacterized. Bases 1029 to 2501 code for a protein of 490 amino acids. NCBI's taxonomy places the organism in Eukaryota, Metazoa, Chordata, Actinopteri, Cypriniformes, Cyprinidae. The transcript is spliced from 7 exons. The record is from RefSeq and is a predicted model, not a curated record.
AUUGUCUACAGAGGAAUGGAAACCAAUCAGAGGUGCAGAAACUUCUGAAGAGCAUUGAGAAGAUGCUGGAGGAUAAAAGAACCCAUCACCUGCUGAAGAUUCCUGAUGAAUUAAGUCCAGCUGAAACAAUAAUCCGAAUAUAAAAUGUACUUCCUUAAGGCAAAUCUUUUUCUUUCAGUUCAUCAAAAAAUGUGGGUAAAAGGUUAUUAUUAUGAUUAAAUUAUUACAUUAAAAUUAUUAAUAGAAUUUACAUUAACAGAAUAGUAGGCAGUUUAUGGCAAAAUGAAUUUCUAUAAAAGUUCCCUUUGAUGUUGCAGAUCAAAAUUAAGAUGGAUAACAUUAAACAAACAUUUUUAAUCAGGUUCAACACAGAUUAUUAAUCACUCAACAAUCUAAACAUCUGUCAUAUGCACACAUCUGCCAUGUUUUGUAGUGUUUAAACAAUUUUUGCUUGAGUUUGCCGUUCUGAACCAAAUCCUCAUCCAAAGCAUCCAAUGUAUUGUGUGAUAUUAGCCUUUAUAGUGUGCACGGAUGCACACUAAUACACAAAUGUACCUGAAAUAGUUGACCAACCAGGGACUUCUGCAGAAGCUGCAGUCCUCUUCUAAUUCUGAUUCUUCUCUAAUAUAAAGCUGUAAGAGUACUGGUGGUCCAUACAGGAUUGAACAGUAAAGUCCUGGUUGAUGUAGAUCUCCAUCGGGAAUCAGAAAAUGCAGAUCUGUGGAAUGCCUUACUUGGCAGAGGUCACAGAAGUUACAGCUUUAUUUGACCAGUAAAAGUGGUGGGUUAAAACAUAAAACUACAAAAAUGAUUGUGCAUUUAGUUAAAAAAAACACUUCCGUUUUCUGUUCCUAAAUUCACACACAUUUUCACUUUCUACUAAAGGGCAGGGCAAUACGGAUAAAGCGUGAUUCUUAUUUGCUGUAACAAACUCUUUUAAAGUUUAGCGUGUUUUUGUGAGAUCUCCAUUGAUCUCCAUUGAUCUUCAUUGUCUGCAUUACAUUCAGAGUCAGCUCUACAGCGCCAGGAUGUUACUGCUGUUUUUUACCUUAUUCCAUUUGGACGGUGUGUUCGGUGCAGAAACAGUUGAGACAAUGGCAGUGAUGGAGGGAGAUUCUGUGACUCUAUACACAAACCUCACUGAAAUACAGAACGAUGAUACCAUACUGUGGAUGUUUGGACCUAAAGACUCCAUCAUAUCUCAUAUAACGAGAAAGCAUGACUUGACUUCAGUUUUUUUCAGCGAUGACGAGAGAUUCAGAGGAAGAUUGCAGGUGGAUCAAAAGACUGGAUCUCUCACCAUCAGAAACACCAGAAUCAGGCACUUGGGAAAAUAUAAACUCACCAUUUCUAGACAAAAGACUACCAUCAAGAUCUUUGAAGUCGCUGUUGUUGGUGUGGUUGGUGAGACGGAUGGAGUGAAGUCAUUGUCAGUGACGGAGGGAGAGUCUGUUAUUCUACACAUCGAUGUUUCUGAAAUACAGAGAGAUGAUCUAAUAGUGUGGAGGUUUGGAGAUAAAGGUGUCCUCCUGGCUACAGUCGAUGUGGAAGCUAACGGCACGUCAUUAAACGACGCUGAUGAGAGAUUUAAAGACAGACUGGCGCUGGAUCAUACCGGAUCUCUGUCCAUCAAGAAGACCAGAACUACAGACUCUGGACUUUAUGAAGUACAGAUCAGAGGCCGCGAGAGCUCGCAGCGAUUCCUGGUUUCUGUCAGUGCCGUUCCACAUUCAGGCCCAUCUCCGGGUCUUACAGCAGUGAUUGUUGUUGCUGUGCUGCUUUUGGCUGCAGUUGUAUCUUCUGUUGUGCUUUACUAUCGCCGCAAGAUCUCUGAACUAAAAAAAGAAAGGGAGAAGAAAGUGUCGGUGUCAGAUGGAGACGAAGCCCUUCUGGGUAUCGAAACUGACCUACAGGCAGGCGAUGAAGUACGAUGGUGGUAUCAUGAUGAGCACGAUCUCAUUGCUGAAUACAGUGGAGGGAACACAACUAUACAUGAUGGUUUUGAUGAAAGAUUUAGAAGCAAACUGACGCUGGAUAAUAAGACUGGAUCUCUCACCAUCAGUAACACGAUGACUGUUCACUCCGGUCUCUAUAUACUACAAAUCAGCAACCGCAGCACCACCAAGAGAAUCAAGAAGAAGUUUAUUCUUACCGUCAGAAUGAAGACAGUGCCAGUGAAGGAGGGAGAAACUGUCCCUCUAGAGAUUGAUGGUACAAUACAGAAAGACGAUGAGAUACUGUGGACAUUCGGACCCGAAAACGUUCUCGUCGUUAGAAAUCAUUCAGGAACGACUAAUAUCGGUCAGAAAUUCACGGACAGGGUGAAGCUGGACACGUCGAAUGGAUCUCUCACUGUAAACAACAUCACAGCCGCAGACUCUGGACAUUUUAAACUACAAAUCAUCAACAGCGAACAUACCAUGUUCAGAAGAUUCUGCGUGACCGUCACGGGUUUCACAGGAGAACGACCGAACGAUUCAUCGGCUUUUGAAAUUAAGUGAAAUCACAUUUUAUUGCAUGGAAGCGAGACGGAAAUGGAGAACUUUCUUCCAAACAAUCCCAAAGAUCUGAAUCGUGGGAGAAGAUACUCAAAAUGCAGAACAUCUUGGAGAUUCUCUAGAGGCCUUGGAGUUGAACUUGUAAAGAUGACGAAUGUGUGCGAAUAAACAUGAGUGUAACUGAUGAAUAUGAAGACGGUUUGGAAUUAAAUUUCUAGAAAGACAUAAAUCUUAUGUGUAAUAAAAAUAUGGUGUGUUAAAUGGCAUUGAUGCAAGUGAGAAAUGUACUGAGGCAGGCAAGCAAUGACUCAAGUAUUGUAUCAAUUAAUGCAUUUGUUCUGUAAAUUAAAUCAAAUCGAUUAAUAUAUGAUA